UCAAUUAUUGAUAUAUUUCAUGCUCAAAUAUGUGAUGGAGAUUUUACUAGCAGAAUCUAGUGUCAUCACAACAUACUACUUUAAGUGGUCAACUGGCACAGUUGCCAUUUUUCUUGCUGGCCUUGGUUUGACAGUUCUUCCUAUAAACAUUAUUGUUGGAAGCUAUGUAAGCAACUGGUUUGACGACAGGCAAAUUCUGUUGGCAUCAGAAAUCAUGGUUUUAAUUGGCAUAGUCUCGGCCUUUCAUGUAAUCAUUCCAUACUCUGAGCUGCAGUACAUCUGUUCAGGUCUUCUCAUGUUUGUUUCUGCUGAAGUACUUGAAGGUAACAUUUUACUAGUAAUUUUCUUUUCUAUUUUUGGUAACUGCCGAAAUUGAAAAAGAAAAUUCCGAUUUUAUAAUUGCAAGUGAUAUAUUUGUAAGUUAUCAUUAUAAACAUGUAGUAUAUUUAUUACUGAAUUGCACUUAUGGUGAUAAAAUUAUAGUUGUACAUGCUCUGAACCAACUAAAAUUGUAUGUGUUUCUAUGUCGAGUGAAGAAAGUUAGUGUUGGUACAAAUUUUGUGAAAAAGGAAAAAAGUUUGUGAUGUUGUUGUUUUUGGUGGCUUUAAUGUAACUAGGAGUUUAUAUGCAGGGGCAUCAACAAGAUAACGGAUGGGCAUGUGGAUAUUAUGUCA
Molecule: messenger RNA, 674 nt
Organism: Lathyrus oleraceus (garden pea)
Lineage: Eukaryota; Viridiplantae; Streptophyta; Magnoliopsida; Fabales; Fabaceae
Product: SPX domain-containing membrane protein At4g22990
Exons: 2
Coding region: 20-376 (118 amino acids)
Biological process (GO): transmembrane phosphate ion transport from cytosol to vacuole
Cellular component (GO): plant-type vacuole membrane
Source: RefSeq, a predicted model, not a curated record